CGUCUAUCAAUGUUCGAUUCCGUACUCAACUACAUCACCCAUCCUAUCCGGAGUACUAUUGGGUUGUGUUUGUUGGUUUUAUUUUAAUUAUUUAAUCUAUUGAAACCAAUUUUGAAAUUUACUUUGAAUAACUCGUGUUCGGUCUGUUCCUGUCAUAAAGUGAAGACGAAUUAACAAUGGCCAUGUGGACGACGUUUACGAACACAGGAACAUCAGAUCCUAGCCGAGAAUCGGGUUUAGGAAGUGAUUCUGAUAAUAUGGCUGAAUUAGCACAGUUAUUACAGGCAGAUAUACCAGAAGGCCGCAAUAGUUUGUCUGAUAGCCAUGUCAAUUUAGAGCGUGUAGCUGAAUAUUGUGAAGGAAACUAUUUCCAAGCUGAGAAUAAACGAUUAGCUUUAGAAGAAACAAAAAAUUAUACCACUCAAUCUUUAGCUAGUGUUGCUUAUCAAAUCAAUACUCUAGCUUAUAAUUUUUUACAAUUAUUAGAUCUACAAACUGUUCAACUAUCUGAAAUGGAUAGUCAAAUCAAUCAUAUUGCUCAAAAUGUGAUGAUUCAUAAAGAAAAAGUUGCUAGAAGAGAAAUUGGUGUGUUGACUGCGAAUAAGACAACUAAUCGACAAUAUAAAAUCAUUGCUCCUGCUAACCCAGAAAAACCUAUAAAAUAUGUCAGAAAACCAAUUGAUUUUACUGCUCUUGAUGAUAUUGGCCAUGGUGUUCGUAAUACUCCCCGUAUGGUACGUCAACCAAUUUCUAACAGUUCUAGUGCUUCAACUAAUAUAUCAUCUGUUGGACCUGCUCCCACAAUCAAACCUCCAACUCCACCAGCUGUUAUAAGAGCCACUGGAUCAUUAAGUAAAGGGUCUCGGGAAUAUCGUACACCUCCUGCUGUUGCUCCACCGCAAGUUCCUAGUCAUUAUGCUCCUAAUUAUCCUCUUGGUCAUGUCAGACGAGAAAAAGGACCUGGUUAUAAUACCCUGCCUCUUCAUCAUACAUCGUCAUCUAGUAGUAUACAACCAGCUCCAAUCAUUGGCAUGGUACAUCCAAUGCAGCAAUCCGAACAACCAUCAUCCUUGAACUCUAUGCCUCCUCCUCCAUCUCCGCAUACAUUAAACUCAAGAAUGGGAGUUGGACCUGAUUUAUUAGACCAUCAUCUCCAUCAAGCUCCUUUUUCAUCGACUACUGACCAUUAUCGUUCAAACACAUCUCAACAGUCAUCCACAGAUCAUUAUCGUUCAAAUAUAUCUCAACUGUCUUCUACAGACCAUUACCGUUCAAAUACAUCUCAACAAUCUUCUACUGACCAUUACCGUUCGAAUACAUCUCAACAAUCGUCUACUGACCAUUAUCGUUCAAACAUGUCUCAGCAGCCAUCUACUGAUCAUUAUCGUUCAAACAUUUCCCAACAACAACCAUCUACUGAUCAUUACCGUACCAGUACCUCUCAAUUACCUGGUAUUUUAAAAAAUUCAGUACAGUACCACUCUUCAUCAGCAGUAGUCACUACACCACAACAGCUACCUACUAGACAAUCAUCAGCUUCGCCACCUUUACCACCACCACCAGAAGAUCAUUUUGGACCUGUUACCGCUGGUCCAAUAGUACCUCAGGAACCUGACCUUCCAGGGUGGGUUCCAAAGAAUUAUUUAGAAAAAGUGAUUGCAAUAUAUGAUUACUAUGCUGACAAAGAUGAUGAAUUAAGUUUUCAAGAAAAUGCCGUUAUUUAUGUAUUGAAGAAAAAUGAUGAUGGUUGGUGGGAAGGUGUAAUGGAUGGUAUUACUGGUUUGUUCCCAGGAAACUAUGUAGAAGGUUGCAAGUAAAACACUAUUUAUUUUAUAAACAAUUUAAUGACAUUUGUUAAGCUAUAUACAAUUAAUAUUACUCAAAAAGGCUAUC
This is a messenger RNA of Sipha flava (yellow sugarcane aphid), 1893 nucleotides long. It is a transcript of the gene Abi, whose product is annotated as abl interactor 1. Gene Ontology annotation, molecular function: SH3 domain binding. The transcript is spliced from 6 exons. NCBI's taxonomy places the organism in Eukaryota, Metazoa, Arthropoda, Insecta, Hemiptera, Aphididae. The record is from RefSeq and is a predicted model, not a curated record. The coding region runs from base 177 to 1817 and encodes 546 amino acids.